This is a messenger RNA of Linum trigynum, 4858 nucleotides long. NCBI's taxonomy places the organism in Eukaryota, Viridiplantae, Streptophyta, Magnoliopsida, Malpighiales, Linaceae. The record is from the annotation of a GenBank genome assembly.
ACACCAAUGGUUGUCUGGCGUUAUGGGGGUAAAAGCGAGAUCCCUAGAUAAUUUUGAGUCUAAUAUACAUAUACACACACACACAUAUAUAUAUGUAAUAUCAAUGUAUACUAUACUUUAUUUAACUCAAAAUACGAUAGAAGAUAGGUAUUACGAAGUAUGUGCAUAAAUUAGAGGUUACAGAAUUAGGGACUAGAGUUCACCUAUUAGAGGUUAGGGUAUAGUAUCAUGCCCCAAAAAACUCCGGUUAAUUCGGGUCUAAAUAGUAAAACUCAAUGGUCGUAUGGUAGUAUGAACACAAGAGUAUAGCGUACUCCUAGCGCACGCUAGCUUGAACUAUAUAUAUGUGUGUGUGUGGUUCAUGUUGGCGUACACUAAAUAUUAGUGUUGUGGUUGACAAAUUUUGUCAUAAGUUCUAAAUGGGACGUGACAGCGGCAUAAUUUAUGAUUCAAAAACCGAAGCAUCACAAGUGAGUGUGCUAAAUAUUGGAAAUUUCAAUAUAGACAUACUACAAACUCUGUUAUAAAAUAUUUAAAAGAUUAAAAAAGAUUUAAACAUAUAAAUUAUAAAAUAAACCUCUCCGGCCAACGGGCCGGGUAAAAAGCUAGUAAUGAUGAGCGGUGGUUGUGCAGCUGAUUAUUCUACCCAUUUGAAGUGAGGGAUAAUAAUUUUAACUAUUAAUCGACUUAAUUUUGAGAGAAAUACUCGAUUUUGAAAUGGUAUAGCACAAAAUGGGAAAAUGUUGCAGUCACUAGACUCACUACAUCCUUUAAAAUGAUGCUAUGUACUGAAUUCCUCCAGAAGGCACAAUGCCGUAUUUUGUGAACUGCAUCAGUUGUGUAUGAUAGUGGAACUCGUAGUUGUAAGUAGUCUGGAUAAAUAUUAAAUUAAAUGAAUAUUAUGGUUUGGGUUAGAGAGUGAAAACAAUACGUUGUUCACAUAUUAUGAAUUAUAUAAUAUCAUGUGCCAAAUACCAGACAUAUGCUAGCGUGAAUCAUACAUGAAUGUGUGUAUAUUCUAUAUACACAGUUUAGAUUAUUAAAAUUCCUCAAUCUCAAAAGAACUCUAGUGUAAAAAAAAAAAUAUUAGACCAUUAAUCGUACAUAAAGUGAAUUGCUCGCCUUUUCACUUAUCUGACACAACUUGCUGCAUAAAAUAUAUCACAAGUAGAGGUAAAAAAAAUAGAAUAUCAAAAUUAGAAAAAUAUCAUGUAAAAAAUAGGAAAAGAAAGAUUCAAGAUUCAAAAGAUACCUUGUAUAGCUUAAAAUUAGGUGCCAAUUUUUCCCAAACAAGGUUUAACUCAUCAGUUGAAUCUAAAUCUAAAUUUGUAUCAACACAGAAUCUACGUCCGAACGAAUUUAUUGACUUAAUCAACCAAACAACAUUAGAUUUUUUUUAUAAAAAAAAUAUUUUAUGGAAUGUUGCUUUCUUCUUCUUUUCGCUCUCAAAAGAGUGAAAAGUAAAUAGAAAUUAAUUUAUAAAACCGUUCUAAACAAAAUCUCUAACAGAAGUCCCCUCUGUCAAAAAAACAAAAGAAUCAAAGAAACUGUUGAGAUUCACAUAAAUCAACAAUAAUAAUAAGUUAAUAAUAACAAAUAAUUCAAAAUUAGAAGGGAAAAAAAAAAGCUCUGAGUCGUCUCCUUCCCCUCAGCCUCCUAUAUUUUGACCCUUUCCCUUCUCCAAAAAACCCACUCACUCCUCGGAACCUCCCCAAUUCAAUCUUUCUCUCACUCACUCCCUCUCCCUCUUCCUCCGUCGCCACCGCGAUGGCUUGCCCAGUCGACGAGCUGGCGCGGCUCCUCGGCCCCAACUCCACCGCCGCCGCCUCCUUCAUCUGCGACCGAUUCACCGCCGCCUCCGACAACUUCACCGCCACUCAGUACGCCGUCGACAACACCUACCUCCUCUUCUCCGCCUACCUCGUCUUCGCGAUGCAGCUCGGCUUCGCCAUGCUCUGCGCCGGCUCCGUCCGCGCCAAGAACACCAUGAAUAUCAUGCUCACCAACGUCCUCGACGCCGCCGCCGGCGGCCUCUUCUACUACAUGUUCGGCUUCGCCUUCGCCUUCGGCACCCCUUCCAACGGCUUCAUCGGCCGCCACAAUUUCGCCCUCGGAUCUUUCCCUUCCUCCAAUUUCGAUUACAGCUAUUUCCUCUACCAGUGGGCCUUCGCAAUCGCCGCCGCCGGAAUCACCUCCGGCUCAAUCGCCGAGCGAACCCAAUUCGUCGCAUACCUAAUUUACUCCUCCUUCCUCACCGGAUUCGUUUACCCAGUCGUUUCCCACUGGUUCUGGUCCCCCGACGGAUGGGCCAGCGCCGCGAAAUCCUCAGAUCUGCUUUUCGGGUCGGGCGUGAUUGAUUUCGCCGGGUCGGGCGUCGUCCACAUGGUCGGCGGAAUCGCGGGUCUCUGGGGCGCUUUAAUCGAAGGCCCCCGAAUCGGGCGGUUCGGCGGGUCGGGUCGGUCCGUCGCGCUCCGCGGCCACAGCGCCUCCCUCGUCGUCCUCGGCACCUUCUUGCUCUGGUUCGGGUGGUACGGGUUCAACCCGGGUUCGUUCGCCAAAAUCCUCGCCCCGUACCCGGAUUCAGACGCCUAUUACGGCCAGUGGAGCGCGAUUGGGCGGACCGCCGUGACGACGACGCUCUCCGGCUGCACGGCGGCGCUGACGACGCUGUUCGGGAAGCGGGUCAUGUCGGGUCACUGGAACGUGACCGACGUCUGCAACGGGCUUUUGGGCGGGCUGGCGGCGAUCACGGCGAGCUGCUCGGUGGUGGAGCCGUGGGCCGCCGUGAUCUGCGGGUUCGUGGCUUCGCUCGUGCUCAUGGGCUGCAAUAAGCUGGCGGAGAAGCUGAAGUACGACGAUCCUCUGGAGGCGGCGCAGCUGCACGGCGGUUGCGGGAUGUGGGGGGUGAUUUUCACGGCGCUGUUCGCGUCGGAGAAGUACGUGGCGGAGGUGUACCCGAGCGUGGCGAACAGGCCGUAUGGGCUUUUUAUGGGCGGCGGGGGCAGGCUGCUGGCGGCCCAUUUGGUCCAGGUGGUGGUGAUUGUGGGCUGGGUCAGCGCCACGAUGGGCCCGCUGUUUUAUAUACUGCACAAGCUGAAGCUGUUGAGGAUCUCGGCGGAGGAUGAGCUGGCGGGGAUGGAUCUGACGCGGCACGGCGGGUUCGCUUACGCGUACCAUGACCAGGAUGACCCGGACCAGAAGGGCGGGUUUCCGCUGAGCAGGGUCGAACCGGCGGCCACAACUCCUCAAAGUGUUUAGGGCGUUUUUUUCACCCUCAUUGGGUUUGGGAUUUUACUAAUUAUGGGUUAAUUUUUGGUUUAGGAAAAGUAUUGUUUGUUCUUUAAAGUGGGGGGUUUGAAAUUUGGAAUGUUGAAUGUAAAGUCAGUUCUGAGGGUAUGUGGGUGGGAUGUGGAUUGUGAUGGGUGGUGUGGUAUUAUUGUUGGAUAUUUGGGGGAAGGUUGUAUUUUAGCUUUGGUUCUUAUUAUGAGUCAUUGAAAUUGUUUUUAUUUGGAAGGAUGAGAACUCUGUCAAUGCAGUUAAUUAGUUUCUAUAAUUUAGGCAUUUGUUUUAAGUAUCAUGCCAUCAGUUUGGUUGGUGUGCUUACCACCGGGAGGGGUUACGGUGCUAAUUGUACAAUAGUUAGCACCGUCCUAAUCAAGGGAAAAACUACUACUAGUUUGAAUUAGUAGUGAUUUAGCUUAGAUGUUGUAUUGAUUUUAUAAUAAUUCGUAGUGAUUUUUGCUAGUUAUCACGGUGCUAACCCCUAUAAGGGUUAGCACCUAAUCUCAUCCCGCUUACCACCACUAAAUUAAGCAGUUAUGUAGUGGUAACUGACAAUGUAACUAGCUGUCACUUUGAUUCAUCGUAGGGUAAUUAAGACGGAGAAUCCCAACAACUAAUUAAUUAAGGUUUGGUUGUGGAAAUGUGUACUGCAAAUUGGGUUUAAUACUUUAAAAAAUAAAGUAAUUGGGUCUAAUUCUCAUAUUCGUAUGACUAAACGCAUGCGAGAAUUUUACAAAAAAACCCACAAAUGUGGGAAAUGUAAAUUUUGUACAUGUAUAUCACAUUCUCGUGUUAGUUCAUUUUGUUAUUGAGACCAACUAGUUUAUGACAUGGUAUCAGAGCUGGUUGGCCAAGUGGUCGUGUGUUCGAAUCUCCACGACCCCCAAUAUUAACAGUUUAUUAAAGCACAAGGUGUGGUGGGCCUGUGCAAACUUAAAGUCCAUGGAAUGGCUUUCGUUUGAGGGCGCGUGUUAGAGAGUAGUAUAAGACCCAACGUAACCUUCUGCCAACAACUCCAGUUAUUGGGAUCAACUGGUUGUUGACAUGGUAUCAGAGCUGGUUGGCCAAGUGGUCGUGUGUUCGAAUCUCCACGACCCCCAAUAUUAACACUUGAUUAAAGCAUAAGCCAUAAGGUAUGGUGGGCCUGUGCAAACUUAAAUCCCAUGGGUUGGUUUUCGUGUGAGGGCGCGUGUUAGAGACUAGUAUAAGAUCCAAUGUAACAUUCUCCCAACAACUCGAGUUAUUGGGACCAACUGGUUUAUGACAUGGUAUUAGAGCUGGUUUGGGCACGUGGUCUUGUGUUCGAAUCUCCACGACCCCCAAUAUUAUCAGUUUAUUAAAGCACAAGAUAUGGUGGUCCUGUGCAAACUUCAAGCUCGUAAGUUGGCUUUCGUUUAAGGGGACAUGUUAGAGUGUAGUAUAAUAUCCAACAUAAUUAACCUUCUCCGAACAACUCGAAUUAUUUAAGUUGGCUUUCGUUUAAGGGGACAUGUUAGAGUGUAGUAUAAUAUCCAACAUAAUUAACCUUCUCCGAACAACUCGAAUUAUUGGGACCAAAUAGAUACGGUUUCUGACU